AUCCACAAUAUUCUCUCGUUGUAAUCAAAAACAUAAACAAAUUCCAGAGAAAUACACAUUUUCAUUUAAGAGAAAAUUCGGAAAAUCUUUCCAUCAAUCUAUUUUCUCCUCAAGCAGAACCGAACAUAAUAGGUUCCUUAGAGAAUAGACUCUAAUUUUCCAACAGUCUCCGGCCAAUAGAUCUCCGAAGAAGAUCUCAAAAACUAAAACUGCUGUUCUGUGCGUGCAUUUUCGGUAUUUUAAAAUUGAAAGUGUCUAUAUAUUUUAUAUUUUUGCGAUUUUGUUUUUUGAAAAACCAAAAUUACCAAUAAAACUUUUGUUCAAUUUAAACUUUAAGUGCGGAAGCACGAACAAAAAUAAUUACCUUCAAUGAUGUGAUAUACAAUUGAUUCUAAUUAAAAUGCAGUGUGAGACGUUAUGAUUUAUUUUGAAAGAAAAUAAAUAAAAGUAUUUUUAAACUCGUGGUGUUUUGAAGCACGAGGUGGAGGUGGUUUUGUGUCGGUAAAUCGAAAUUAAUCUAAACAAACAUCAAUAAAUAAUGUCUGGACGUCGGGGACAUUCACUUCCGCCACAAAUUAUGGAAAAACCAUCUCGAGGACGGUGUGUUACUGCCAUUUGCAUAUCAUGGAAAGUCCUAACGUGUAUUGUUUCGCAUGUGACACUUAUUUCACUUGUGGUGGCAUAUUGCUUGGGAGGAGCAUAUCUGUUCUCAUUUUUGGAACAACCACAUGAAACUAAGGUAAAAAAGGGAAUUAAAGAUAUGCGUUUGAAUAUUACUGAUUCCAUAUGGAAAAUGACUGAGGCUGAAAAUUAUCUCGAAGAAGAUGUUUGGACAAAUAAAGUUAAAGAACAAUUGGCAACAUUAGAAAAACAAAUCCUAACAGCUAUGAAAACACACGGUUGGGAUGGAAAUGAAGAUCUCGAACAAUCACAAUGGACAUUUGCUGGAGCGUUAUUUUAUUCGAUUAUUGUUAUAACAACAAUUGGCUACGGACAUAUUUCUCCUCGAACCGAAUGGGGAAAAGUCUGCACGAUAUUUUACGCAAUUGUUGGAAUACCACUGAUGUUGCUUUGCCUAUCGAAUAUUGGUGAUGUUAUGGCAACAUCAUUUCGGUUUACUUACUGGCGAGUAUGUUGUUAUGUUUGUAGUCGAGAGCCUAGACGCAAUCGAAGAUCACGUGGCCGAUCACGCGGAGCAAGCUCAAACCACAGAUAUUCAUCACGUUCACAACCGCCACCUUUUCGGAGAUCUAUGAAAAUAUCUCCUCGUUCAGCUGACUCAGGCUUUGGGAACUACGAACCAGGUCUUUCACAUGCUUAUUCUGAUCCUGAGCUUCGAACUAUUGGGAAAAUGGACAGAGAACGUGAUUUCUAUCGAGGUGGAUCACAUCAGCCACACAGUAUGCAUCACCACCACCAUCAACACCAGCACCAUCAUCCUGGUCGAGGACCACCACCUCGGGAUAAUCGUUCAAGUCGUCAGACAGUUUACGAAGAAGAAGAAUAUGAUCAGCGAGGAUCGAUAAAUAGAAACUCGCGCUUUAGUAAUCGACAAAGAAACCGAGAUCGUAUGCGUGAUCGGCAUACCGUAGAACGUGAACGAAAUAUUGGAAGAUCAAGGCAACAUUUCGAUUUCACUGAAGACUUUGAACUUCCGUCGCAUAAACGAGCUCAGAGUGUCCGAUCGAUGCGAACUCCCAACAAUAACCCGCGUGAGAUGAACCGAAACUACUCACAGACUCUUCCUACCAACACCCGAGGACGUUCAAUGCCAAAUGCUCCUAAGCUUCGAGCUAAAUCAGUAGAUCCUAGAUCAUCAGCUCAUUAUGAAGAUGUUGAUGAAGAAGUUGUCCGAAAGACUCCAAUCCUUUGUAAUCGAUAUGCAAUCGAUGAACUCGAUCGAAGGCUAUCGAACGAUCAUAGGCAUCAUAAGAAUUCUCCUCGUUCACAAUCAAUGCCUCGACACCCAAAGACCAGUAUGGAUCAACCGUCAAUGCAUGCUCCUGGAACCCCACACAGUCAGAGACGUGGUAGUCUGAACGCACCAAUACCACCAAGAUAUGGCAAUCGAUUAGAACUGCCAGAACCUACGCAAAGGAACCAUCACAAUAAACACCAACAGCGUCGACCAUCACGUUAUGAAGACUUUGAAGAAGACUUUGAAGAUUUUGAUGGUUCGUAUGAUGACCUGCCAACACAUGUGCCAUCACGUGAACGAGAUCGAAGACCACGUCGUGAAAGACAAGAACCUUUACCACCUUCGCCAAGAAUUAUGUCACCAAUGGGCUUUGCAAUUCAUCGACAGACUAGAGCCAGACCAAUUUACGAUGAUGAUGAUUCAUAUUAUGAAGAGGAAUGGGAUAGUUAUGGCGAUAUCUCACCGAAAGACCGUCCCGUUCCUAUAUGGCUGUGUGUAUUUCUUGUCAUCAGUUAUAUCAUAGCUGGAGCUUUUCUCUUCCAUCAGUGGGAGGGAUGGACUUUUCUUGAUUCGGCAUAUUUUUGCUUUAUUACCUUGACAACUAUAGGUUUCGGAGAUUAUGUGCCAGCCAGGGGAGUUAAGGAAAACUCCCAAGAAUCAAUUGCUCUUUGUUCAUUGUAUUUACUCUUUGGAAUAGCUCUAUUAGCUAUGAGCUUUAAUUUAGUACAAGAAGAGUUUAUAGCAAAUGUUAAAGAAGUUGCAAGAAGACUCGGUAUAUUGAAGGAGGAAGAAGAUGAUGAUGACUAAUCAUUUGUAUUUCUUUGUUAAAAAAAAAUGAUUCUCCUAUCCAUUCCGAGAUUAUGAUGUACAAGGGUUUGAGAAAAACGAUAUAAUGACGAUUGAAAAAUACAUGAAAAUUUAUUUAAA
Episyrphus balteatus (marmalade hoverfly) is the source of this 2845-nucleotide messenger RNA. RefSeq lists its product as uncharacterized. Gene Ontology annotation, molecular function: potassium ion leak channel activity. Gene Ontology annotation, biological process: potassium ion transmembrane transport; stabilization of membrane potential. Gene Ontology annotation, cellular component: membrane. The transcript has 7 exons. NCBI's taxonomy places the organism in Eukaryota, Metazoa, Arthropoda, Insecta, Diptera, Syrphidae. The record is from RefSeq and is a predicted model, not a curated record. Bases 539 to 2725 code for a protein of 728 amino acids.